Messenger RNA from Vitis vinifera (wine grape), 1443 nucleotides. Its product is annotated as zinc finger CCCH domain-containing protein 14. The transcript has 3 exons. Gene Ontology annotation, molecular function: mRNA binding; metal ion binding. The record is from RefSeq and is a predicted model, not a curated record. NCBI's taxonomy places the organism in Eukaryota, Viridiplantae, Streptophyta, Magnoliopsida, Vitales, Vitaceae. The coding region runs from base 280 to 1185 and encodes 301 amino acids.
GCGGUGAUGACACGAUUGAUAACAUCACCCACUUGUAGCACGUGAAAACCAUCAACUAUCAACUGCAUUUAAACCUAAUUUUCAAAUCCGCCUUGUACUCUCUCUCUUUCUCUCUAGGGUUCUUGCUCUCUCUUUUUGUGAGAUUUUCUCACUGUUUCUCGACCUAUUUGAUUCAUUCAUCUUGGUUUUGUGAUUUUUUUUUUCCCUAGAGUUUUCUUUCAUUUUCUAGUUGUUUCUUUCCAUUGUUCGAUUUUUUCGAUCUGAUCGUUGGUGGUAGCUAUGGAGCUUGGAGGUGCUCGCAAGAGAGGGAGGCAAGAGGGUACUUUGAAUGGAAAUGGGGGAUUCAAGAAAUCCAAGCAAGAAAUGGAGUCCUUUUCAUCUGGUAUAGGAAGCAAAUCGAAGCCAUGCACAAAGUUUUUCAGCACUUCUGGGUGCCCAUUUGGUGAGGGAUGCCACUUCUUGCAUUAUGUUCCUGGUGGCAUUAAAGCAGUGUCUCAGAUGGUUAAUCUUGGGGGAAACACACCUCUUGCACCACCUGCAAGAAAUCCUGCAGUGCCCCCUUCUUUCCCAGAUGGUUCAUCUCCACCAGCUGUGAAGACCCGCUUGUGCAACAAAUACAACUCGGCUGAAGGCUGUAAGUUUGGGGAUAAAUGCCAUUUCGCCCAUGGUGAGUGGGAGCUUGGGAAGCCAACACUUCCAUCCCAUCAUGAAGAUCAUCGUGGCAUGGGAUCAGGCAGGCUGGCUGGCAGGCUUGAGCCACCCCCACCUGGCCUUGCUGCAGCAGCUAGUUUUGGAGCCUCUGCCACUGCUAAAAUCAGUGUUGAUGCUUCACUGGCUGGAGCCAUCAUUGGGAAAAGUGGGGUGAACUCAAAGCAAAUCUGUCGCCUGACUGGAGCCAAAUUAUCCAUAAAGGACCAUGAUUCAGAUCCAAACUUGAGGAACAUUGAACUAGAGGGCACAUUUGAUCAGAUCAAGCAAGCCAGCGCCAUGGUUCGUGAACUCAUUGUGAACAUCAGCUCAGCCUCUGGGCCUCCCAUGAGGAACCCAGCAAUGCAAGCCUCUGCUGCAGCAAACAACUUCAAGACUAAGCUCUGCGAGAACUUCACGAAGGGGUCAUGUACCUUUGGUGAGAGGUGUCACUUUGCGCAUGGAGCUGAUGAGUUACGCAAACCUGCAGGGAUGUGAUCCAUGUCUCUCUCUCCUCUUCUCUUACCUUCGGCUAGGACUGACUCUUUGCAAUGGCCUUUUAGUUGUUGGGUGUUCAGGUGUUCUAUUUGUUCUGAUUUUCCGGAUACAUAGACAGAGGAUUGCAGUAUCAAGAGUUGUUUAGGUUUUGAUGUAUUUUGGGAGUCUAUUGAUUUUAUCUUUUGCUCUUUCCUUUACCCAUUCAGCCCUUGAUACAGAAUCCUCCUUAAAAGCUAUCUUUAUCGGAACCUUCUGCUA